Marmota flaviventris (yellow-bellied marmot) is the source of this 4409-nucleotide messenger RNA. RefSeq names its product choline dehydrogenase (gene Chdh). Lineage: Eukaryota; Metazoa; Chordata; Mammalia; Rodentia; Sciuridae. The record is from RefSeq and is a predicted model, not a curated record. Gene Ontology annotation, cellular component: mitochondrial inner membrane. Gene Ontology annotation, molecular function: flavin adenine dinucleotide binding; choline dehydrogenase activity.
AUGUGGCGUAUCCUUCAAGGCCGGAGCCAAGGGUGCUUGGGCCAUCGGGGAGUCCUGGCAAGGGCAACCCUGGGGCAGCCAGGGCCCCCGGGUAGCAGAGCCCGGACUAGCGCUGGUUCGCAGAUUGGGGAUGAACACAGCUACGUGGUGGUGGGUGCGGGCUCUGCGGGCUGUGUGCUGGCCAAUCGGCUCACCGAGGACCCUGCAGAGCGGGUGCUGCUGCUGGAGGCAGGGCCCAAGGACUUGCUGGCUGGGAGCAAGCGGCUCCUAUGGAAGAUCCACAUGCCCGCAGCCCUCGUGGACAACCUGUGUGAUGACAAGUAUAACUGGUCCUACCACACAGAGCCACAGCUGGCCAUGGACAGGCGUGCACUGUACUGGCCACGUGGCCGCGUCUGGGGUGGCUCAUCAUCCCUCAAUGCCAUGGUCUACAUCCGUGGGCACGCUGAAGACUACGACCGCUGGCAGAGCCAAGGUGCUGAAGGCUGGGAUUAUGAACACUGCCUGCCCUACUUCCGCAGGGCACAGGGCCACGAGCUGGGUGCCAGCCAGUACCGUGGCGGCGAUGGCCCACUGCGUGUGUCCAGAGGCAAGACAGGCCACCCGCUGCACCUGGCAUUCUUGCAGGCGGCACAGCAGGCCGGCUACCCGCUCACCGACGACAUGAACGGCUUCCAGCAGGAGGGCUUCGGCUGGAUGGAUAUGACCAUCCACGAAGGCAAGCGCUGGAGUGCAGCCUGUGCCUACCUGCACCCGGCACUGAACCGCCCCAACCUCAGGGCUGAAGUCCAGACGCUUGUGAGCAGGGUGCUGUUUGAAGGCACCCGUGCUGUGGGUGUGGAAUACAUCAAGAAUGGCCAGAGCCACCGGGCUUAUGCCAGCAAGGAGGUGAUCCUGAGUGGGGGUGCCAUCAACUCUCCACAGCUGCUCAUGCUUUCAGGCAUUGGGAAUGCAGAUGACCUCAAGAGACUGGGCAUCCCUGUGGUGUGCCACCUGCCUGGAGUUGGCCAGAACCUGCAGGACCACCUGGAGAUAUACAUCCAACAGGCCUGCACCCACCCCAUCACCCUCCACUCAGCCCAGAAGCCCUUGAGGAAGAUCUGCAUUGGACUGGAAUGGCUGUGGAGAUUCACAGGGUACGGAGCCACAUCCCAUCUGGAAACGGGUGGGUUUAUCCGCAGCCAGCCUGGGGUCUCCCACCCAGAUAUUCAGUUCCAUUUCCUGCCAUCCCAAGUGAUUGACCAUGGCCGGGUCCCCACCAAGCAGGAGGCUUACCAGGUACAUGUGGGGCCUAUGCGGAGCCCAAGUGUGGGCUGGCUCAAACUGAGAAGUAAAAAUCCCCAGGACCACCCAAUAAUCCAACCCAACUACUUGUCCACAGAAACAGAUAUCAAAGAAUUCCGUCAGUGUGUGAGGCUGUCCAGAGAAAUUUUUGCACAGGAAGCCCUGGCUCCCUUUCGGGGGGAAGAACUCCAGCCAGGAAGCCACGUUCAGUCCGAUAAGGAGAUAGAUGCCUUUGUGCGGAGAAAAGCCGACAGUGCCUACCACCCCUCAUGCACCUGUAAGAUGGGCCAGCCCUCCGAUCCCAUGGCCGUGGUGGACCCAAAGACCAGGGUCCUGGGGGUAGAAAACCUCAGGGUCGUUGAUGCCUCCAUCAUGCCCAGCAUAGUUAGUGGCAACCUGAACGCCCCCACAAUCAUGAUUGCAGAAAAAGCAGCCGACAUCAUUAAGGGGCAGCCUGCACUCUGGGACAGGGAUGUUCCUGUCUACAAGCCUAAGACCUUGGACACCCAGCGUUAAGACAGCCACUGCCUUAGGAUGACCAGAGAGGCCCCCAGCACGCUGACAGGACGGAUCAGCCAGCCCUUCCUCCAAAUGUUGCCAGAAGCCACCUGGAACACUGGGACCUAGGUAGCCCUAUUCAGUGGCUGAGAACUGGAUAAUGUCUCAGGAAAUGAGACUAGUUCUAGUCAGUAUGUCAAGUUGUUCUCCUCCAGCAUUUUGAUAUAGUCCUUUGGGAGAAGGCCACUGUGCAGCCUGGGACCCUGCAUCCUGGAGGGACAGGGGAGGUGAUAGGGGAACGUGAACUGCCACAUUCUCGUCCUGUAUCCAUGUGGUCUUCUCCAACGCGGGGUCCUGCUGCCUUGAGCAGAAUGCUUUCUUCCAGGCUUCCCCCUAAGAGGACAGGGUGGUUUGCCCAGAUGUGGUAAGCUUGCACUGAGCCCCCCAAGGAAGGGUAUCAUCCUGUGUCUUGAGCUUUACCCAAGGCUGCAAGUCAUAGGAGUUAGCUCAGCCCAGGCUGGCACUGAAUCCCGAGGAUCCCUGGGCAGAGGGAAAGUUGCCAUCUGACUUUUGUCUUUCCCUAAUCCUGAUUUUACUGUCAGAGGGAGGGCCACCUCCGUAGUGUUCUGAUUCCACAGUCCCGAUGAGAGGCUUUCUGGACCUCAUUCAAGGAGGGAAAGGCACUUUGGUCUUAUUACCAAGAAACACAGACUCCUAGAGCCAACCCCACCUACCAGGUCACCUCUUUGUCAGGAAAGCUCUGGCUGCUUCCCAGGGCUCCAGUACAGAGACAGGGCAAAUUCUUAUUCUCUGGACGUUCAUGGGAACAGAUCAGAAUGGUGCUGAGAGUGAUAGAAAAGCAGCUAAGUACAAGAAACAGUAAUCGGUGAAGAUUGGAGUUUUCAGAGGGAGGGGGAUAGCUACAAGGAGCAUUUACAACAGCUCUUUGAUAUUUAAUAUGUUCUAGUAACUUAUUUUUGAACUGUGAUACCUUAUCCCCAUAGGCUUGCAAAUGAAAAGAAAAAUCCAUUCAAAAUGCUUUUAGUUAAACCGUGCAAAUCUUCCAUGGAUAGGAGGGAAGAAAAGUGAUGUGGAAACCUGCAGUGCUGGGCCCAGAAUAAGGAGGGGGAAACCCAGGGGUUCCAGGCAGCUCACAGAUCUUGGAGGCCCAAUAACUGCAACAUUUCUGAGAAAAACCUUCCAGAAAGGUGGACAGAAAGAAACCAUCAUACAUAUUCCUUUUAAAACUUUAGGCAGUUCUUGUUUAAUCUUACCUGUAUUUUUUUCUCUGUUCCAAGAGAAGAUCAAGAAAGAAAAUUCUAAAUCUGCUAAGAGAUUUCUCUUCAAAAGUUAGAUGAUCCCCUCAGCAGCCAUCCAUCCUCUGGGGACUCAGAUGGCAGCUAGGCCACAUGCUACCAUCCGGUCAGAGAGGUCGUGUUGAUUCAGGGAAGGGUACGUUUUGGUCGCAGGCCUGACUGAAUUUACUGACGUAGAUAGGGCAGUUGACAAGUCAUUUAGUUCCACCAUCUCUGCAUCCCAUGGUGUCUCAGUCUCUGAGACAAAAGCAGCUGUAUCUUGAGAUAAGCAGAGUGACAUGUGAUAAGAGCCCGUCAGGCCCCUCUCCUCCUUUCACAUGGUGAGGCGGUUUCCACAUAAUCGCACAAGGAAACACAUUUCAAGAGAUAAGACAGCAAGUGUCAUGUGUCCAGAACCCACAGAAGUCAAACCAGGAAACUGCUGUUGGGGUUCAGGCACAAGGUUGACUUGAAGAGUUCCUCACAUGAGCCCUGACAAACAGACGUGGCUCCUGCCACAGCACUGGCCCACAUCCAAACAACAGGCUGUCUGGAAAUUCCACUGUCACGAGGAAGAGAGGGCUGAGGGAGCCCAAGUAGGCAGGACAGUGCUCACUUGUGGGGAACCAGGCCAACUUCGAUGGCUGAGCCUCUUGUCAAAAAGCUUAUCAUACCUAACAGCAGAAGACUGCUUUGCUCAAAGAGUCAGAAGGGCAUCCAUGGCCAGAGCUCUGAGGAGCCUCACCUCGUGGAAGAUGACCGUACUCACACCACGGGAGGAAUUACUGAUAGGAGGGACAGAUCGGGAAAGGGCCAGGAGCCUCAGCCAGCAUGACUAGAAAUGGUGAGUGCCAGGAGCGGAAGCUGAGGUGCCCCAACGCACAGCCUUUCCGCUUCCACUGCAGGCUGCGGGAUAGUGAUUUCCAUAAAUUCAAAUAGAUUUUUCACUCCAGCCAAACCCUAACCCUCAGCCCAAAGGUUGUUUUCAUAUUUCCACUUAUAAACUAACAUGACAUCAGCGCUGAGACACAUUUUUGUUUCUUCCCCCUUGAAAAUCAGAAAAAAAGAUACCUCUCCUCCAUGCGUCCAGAUAUUCUCCAGCCACCCUCCUCACCCCAUUCUGAUGGCAGAAGCCAACACCCAAACCUGUUCCUGCUUCUGCACUGCCCUCCCAGGCCCUGGAGGGAAGAAAGAACCUUUCAACAAGCCACAGCUGGGCCUGAAGUUGUAGGUCAGGUGCUGGUGUUCCACAUGUGCUAUCAGCUCUGUGGCUAGCCUGUUUUUACAAAUAAAUGGUUCACCCUAUAAAUAAAAGCCUGUAGGAAAAUGCAA